Rattus norvegicus (Norway rat) is the source of this 11155-nucleotide messenger RNA. Lineage: Eukaryota; Metazoa; Chordata; Mammalia; Rodentia; Muridae. The record is from RefSeq and is a predicted model, not a curated record.
UCUCCUUUGGGGCCCUGCAAUCCUUCCUCCUGUUCUUCCAUCAGACUCAAAUAAUUUCUAACACUUCCUGUGCUCACCUGCUCCCAAACAGGAUUCCUUAAAAAAAUAAAAGUCACGUAUAUUGAAGUUGAUGUUCAUUUUUUACUAUAAUCUUAAAUAAUUACAAAAGACCUCUGUGUGGUUUUCCUAAACAAAACUCUACACAUCCAUCUUUCUUCCUUCCUUCUUCCUGCCUUCCUUCUUCCUUCUUCCUUCCUUCUUCCUGCCUUCCUUUUUCCUGCCUUCCUUCUUCCUGCCUUCUUCCUUCCUUCUUCCUUCCUUCCUUCUUCCUGCCUUCCUUCUUCCUGCCUUCCUUCUUCCUGCCUUCUUCCUUCCUCCCUUCUUCCUUCUUCCUCCCUUCUUCCUUCUUCCUUCCUUCUUCCUUCUUCCUGCUUCCUUCCUUCCUUCUUCCUUCUUCCUUCCUUCUUCCUCCUUCCUUCCUUCCUUCUUCCUUCUUCCUUCCUUCCUUCUUCCUCCCUUCCUUUCUUUGUUUCUUCCUUCCUUUCUUUGUUUCUUUCUCUCUCUUUCUUUCUUUCUUUCUUUCUUUCUUUCUUUCUUUCUUUCUUUCUUUCUUCCUUUCUUCCUUUCUUCCUUUCUUUCCUCUCCUUGGGACUAGAUCUCACUAUGUAACCCUCUGAGACUCACUCUACAUGCCAGACUGGCCUUGAACUCACAGAUAUUCACUUGCAUCCCCCCACUCCGUCAAGGGUUGAGAUUAAUGGUGUGUGUUACAACAUCCAUGGGUAUUCUUCUAAAGGCCAAACAAAAUUAUAUGUCAAAUAAUUUGGCUAACAUCUCUCUCUAAAGGCACGAAGUCUUUUUUUUUUUAACAAUUGGGAAAUUUUGCAUUACUUUUCUAUCUCACUAAGUUUCUGUUUUUACUCCAUUUCCUUCAUCGACUUUUCUCAUAGUUCAAAACUCGCUCCCAUAUCUUUAAGUUUUCAUUAUUUGUAUACAGUGAAAAUUGUAUAUAUUAAAAUUAUUUCUCUUCUUUGCUAUAGAUUCUAUUGAAUAAACAUUCUAAAGACUGACAUAUACUAUGCUUACAAUACAUGUAUUUUUAAUUUGUAAUUGAUUUGGAAGAUAAAUACAAAGUUACGUAUUUGAAUAUUAAAUAAUAGAGUGCUAGUUAAAAGUGCACUUGUCAACGAGAUUCAUGGUAUUUAAUUAGUUAAUAGAUACACAUUAUCUAUAGCUACAACAAAACAACAUUCCGAGAAAGUACAUACAUAAAAAAGGAAACUCUAUAUAAAUAAAUGGAAAGAUUUUUUUUUAAUAGAAAUUCUAUGUUCUUACUUAAACAACCUUAUUUUUUCUUGUUUUCUUUUUCUUAUUCCGGACAAGGUUUCUCCGAGUAGCCCUGGCUGUCCUGGAACUCAUUCUGUAAACCAGGCUGGCCUUGAACUCACAGUGAUCUACCUGUUCCUUUCUCCUAAGUGCUUGGAUUAAAAGAGCGCACCAUCACUCUGGCUAGUUGAACAACUUCUAAAGUCAUAGAUGAAGAAUUGUUGCUGGUUGUAAGUUAGUUUUUAGGUAACCUAGCUUUUGGCUGCUUGGUUCCUUCCUUCCACUUUGUUGGGAAACUGAGUUGGAAUUUAUCCAACUGGCUAAAUCAUUUGUUGCCCAGGUGUCCAGCUAUUUACAUUCUCAUGUUCCAAGGUUUACCUAAACCCAUCCCGUUGGUAUUAAAGAAAUCCAUUCCUGCAUUAGAGUUGGCUGAGUGGUUAAGGUCACUUGUUGCUGUUGCUGUUGUAAAGGACCCAGGUUCGAUUCCCAGCACCAGCAGGGAGGCUCACCACCUCCUCAAGCGACAAUACAUGUGGUGCACACACACAUGAAGCCAAAACACUCAUACACAUAAACUAGUAAAAAUAAAUCUUAAGGGCUGGGGAUUUAGCUCAGUGGUAGAGUGCUUACCUAGGAAGCGCAAGGCCCUGGGUUCGGUCCCCAGCUCCGAAAAAAAAGAAACCAAAAAAAAAAAAAAAUAAAAUAAAAUAAAUCUUAAAAAGUAAAGAAAACCUUUCUAAACUUCUUCAGCACAGCAGACUCAGAAAGGCUCAAAGUUAAAAUAUUGUUGACCUCUUAAAACUUUCCGAUAGAAAUGUACUUUGAUAAACAUUUUAACAUCUUUCUGUGUACUUUUGACUUGCUUUUGUCAAAACCGGACUCUAAAAUUCUAUUUACAAACCAGCUAUCAGACAAGUUCCUUUUCUUGUGAAACUGCAAGGAAAGUCUUUAUUUGGACUAGGGCAGAAUGGAGUCAUCCAAGAGUGAAAGAAGAGACCGCCAAUGAGAAAUCAGGAACAUGACGACACUGUUUUGAUGUUAUCAAAAGACAAGCUCUCCGUGUCUCCUUUCGGUGCUCUACCUCGGAGUUAGAGCGCAGUGGGGAACGAGGUGUCGCAGAGGCACGUGGGUCAACAUGUUUAUUUGCACUGGAGACCAAGCUGGGGUUUUCCUGGUGGACGGUGCCAGACGAAGUAACACAACUCCCAGAAUACCUUUCCCGCAGCAGUCCCUAACGGGGCGUGUCUCGUGGUGGCGUUACACAAGCUCGUUCUGAUGAAGGAAGGGCUUUUCUUUUCAGAGUCCCGUUUCCUGGAACAGAAGCUGUUGAGGAGAAACGCUGUGUUUCCGGGAGGUUGCACCGGAAUUAAGGAUCUCCCAGUCAGGCCGCUGCUCUCUGGUGUCUCUCUCUCCCCUGCUCUGGCAUAAAAACAUGCAUACAUUUGGGUCCGAGAAAACCUGACUCCUUUCCUCAAUCAGUCACAGCCUCUGAUGUCCCAGGACAGUGUCACUAAGCAAUAUGCUUCUGGGGAGACCAUGCUCGUUUGCUUGUAUGGAUAGCUUUGAAGUAUAUGGUACCUCAGCCUUCAAGGGCCUUCUCUAUUGAGAAUCAAUGCCUCUCCUAGGUAAUUGAUCACCAUAGACCCGGGGAGACUCGAUUCAUCCUGGACGGUGGUUAAUCGUCAUGAAUAAUCAAGACGCUGUGGCUUCCAUACUGCACGAGUGCAAGCAAGUGCUGGACCGUCUCUUGUUGGAAACGCCAGAUGUGUCUACAGAGGACAAGGGUGAGGACCAGCGGUGCAGAGCCUCACUCUCCGGCGAGUUAAGGACCCUGAUCCAGGAGGCGAAGGAAAUGAAGUGGCCCUUCGUGCCUGAAAAGUGGCAGUACAAACAAGCCAUGAGCCCAGAGGACAAAACAAACCUGCAGGACGUGAUUGGCGCCGGGCUGCAGCAGUUACUGAAAAUAAAUGUUGCCACUAAGAUGAGACCCACUAUGACUGGUGAAGAAAGAGCAGGGACCACAUCUGGAAAGUGGCCUGCCCCUAAAACAUGGGUUUUGGGGGACUACUUCAACUGCCUGAAGCAAAUGGACUUCAAAGAGAAGGGGCAGAACAUGUGCUGGAGUGCUAUGUCAGAGAACAUCAUCUCUAAGGCGGCCUUGCGAGCCUCCAUCCUUGUCCAGGACUGCGCUGCCGCCGCCGCUAUUGUCUUCUUGAUGGACCGGUUCCUGUACGGACUCGACGUCUCGGGAAAACUCCUGCAGGUCGCCAAAGGCUUGCACAAGCUGCAGCCCGCGACGCCCAUCGCCCCGCAGGUGGUCAUCCGCCAAGCCCGGGUCUCUGUCAACUCAGGGAAACUGUUGAAGGCAGAGUACAUCCUGAGCAGCCUGAUAUGCAACAGCGGUGCAACUGGUACCUGGCUCUAUAGGAAUGAGAGUGACAAGGUCCUGGUACAGUCGGUGUGCAUACAGAUCAGAGGGCAAAUUCUGCAGAAGCUAGGCAUGUGGUAUGAAGCGGCAGAGUUGAUAUGGGCCUCCGUCAUAGGAUAUUUGUCACUCCCUCAGCCAGAUAAGAAGGGCAUUUCCACGUCAUUGGGCAUACUGGCGGACAUCUUUGUGUCUAUGAGCAAAACUGAUUAUGAGAAGUUUAAGAAGAGCCCAAAGGUUAACUUGGCCUUGCUCAAGGAGUUCGACCAUCGUUUAUUGUCAGCUGCGGAAGCCUGCAAACUGGCAGCUGCCUUCAGUGCCUACACGCCCCUGUUCGUGCUCACAGCUGUGAACAUCCGUGGAACAUGUCUAUUGUCAUACAGUUGUUCUGCUGACUGCCCUCCAGGAAUGAAAAGUGCGUAUCUGCGUGAAGCCAAAGAAGCCUUUGAGAUUGGCCUCCUCACCAAGAAAGACGGCGAGCUGGUUAGUGGAAAGCAGGAGCUACACAGCUUCAUCAAAGCUGCCUUUGGCCUCGCCACGGUGCACUGCAGGCUCCAUGGGGAGACAGAUGCAGUCCGUGCAGCAAAGCAGCAGUGCAGCGCAGCUAUGGGCAAGCUCUACACCUUCAGCACUUCCCUCUCGAGCCAGGACAGAGAAGUCCUGUCUCGGGAAAUCAUGUCCCUCAUCAGCCAGGUGAAGGGACAUCUACACGUUCAAAGCUUCCCAAAUGCAGAUGAUAGAUCUUAUGUCCCAGAGAGUUUCACGUGUGGUUUAGAUAGGCCCAUCUUGCAUGGGCACGUGGAUUUCCAACAGCUUCUCGAAACCUACUCCCAGCACCAUACUUCAGUGUGCGAGGUAUUUGAAAGCACGUGUAGGAACAGCAGAGGCCACCAGAGAGACGCAAAGGCAGAGGUCUGUAUCACCACUCUGAAGACGGAAACAAGCACUAUAGAUACUGUGGGGGUUACUCUAGAGAAAGUGUGCUCCCAAGACAGCGGGAGUACAGCUUAUUCCAAGAUGUCUGAGAAAGAUUGGGAGAAGCUCCAAAGAGUAAGGAGGAGAAACUGGACCCAUUCCGAGGCGUUUCGAGUCUCCCUGGAUCAAGAUACGGGGACGGAGACUGAGCUACCAAACCACAGCAAUGGCAGGGCAGAUGUCUCCAGCAAGCCUCUGAGAGACAGCUCUAGCUCGAGUUCUUGGAGCAGACUGUCAGGGCUCAGCUCUUCCGCAAGCUGGGAGGAAGUGAACGGUGCUGUUCAGGAUACAGAAAGGAAAGAGUCUAGCCAAGAGGAACAUCUUGUGGACACUCAAUGCUCCACAGCAGUGUCUGAGGAACCCGAGGGGGACAGACGUAUAUGUAGAGAGACGUAUUUGCUGUUUUCCAAGCUCCACGGUGUCUCUCUUCAGACGACCGAAGAUCACAAUGCAGAGUCUUCACAAAGUCAGUUACACACACCCGCCCUUCCUCUCAACUCGACGACCACUUGUUUGGCCUCAGAUGCAGGGCUCUUAGAACCCCCUGAAGGAUCCAACACUACUUCUCUUCAGUCCAGUCCUUCAUGUGGUUCUGAUGCCUGGUCCUUGGCUAGUUUGGGCAGGUUCACAGCUGUGACCACAUAUCCUUCAGUUCAGGAAGAAGAAACUUCUGGAAUAAUUGGUGAUUUCCCAGAAUCCAAGUAUGACUUCAAAGACUGGAGUGGAGAAAAGAAUGAGGGAAAACUCACUGAAAUAUGCACGGGGCCUGAAUUAACGUUUGCCUCCUCCUCGGUAGACCCAGAAGGAGACACGGCAGAAAGCACAGAUGAUGGCCCAUCACACUCUCUGGUAGUCCCAGGAGGUUUACAAGGCAGCCAUUCAAUGUCUACGCAUCGGACUUCCUUUUCAGAUUGGUCUGUUCAAAAUGCUGACUCAGCAAAGAUUGGCUGCUCCGUCAAAGACGAAGCUGUGGACCCUGAUGCUUCUACGGUGGAUGAGGAGGGCCAAAUGCUUGACAGCACAGAGGUCUACUCCAUUGGCCAAGAUGGCGCUCACAGACCACGUGCUUUAAGGUCCGGUCAGAGUGAUGAGAGUCCAAAGUCCUUUGUAAAUGGCCACGGUCCCUCCCCUAUCUUCGAUGAGGACUUCAGCACCACAGAGGAAGGAGAGGAACUUGGGAGCAUGCUGAAGAGUAGCCAGAACUCCAGCUCAUGCUCGCCGUGGUGGCUAAAAUCACCCGCCUUUUCCCGCAGUUCGUCUGAGGGGGAAAGCUCCUGGUCUCUGCUGAACUCUAGCCGAAGUUCCUUUGGCUCACUGACAGGACAGACCAGCCAAGAGAUCCUUGAGGCUCGCACCCUGCAGCCUGAUGACCUUGAAAAGCUUCUAGCAGGGGUGAGGCAUGAUUGGCUGCUUCAGAGACUGGAGAAUACAGGAGUUUUGAAGUCCAAUCAACUCCAACAAGCACACAGUGCCCUCCUGCUAAAAUAUUCCAAAAAGUCUGAGUUGUGGACGGCCCAGGAAACGGUGGUAUAUCUGGGAGACUACCUGAAAGUGAAGAAGAAGGGCAAGCAGAGAAAUGCAUUCUGGGUCCACUAUCUCCAUCAAGAGGAAACCCUGGGGAGAUACGUUGGGAAAGAAUAUAAAGAGCGGAAGGGGCUCCGGUACCACCUCACAGAUGUGGAGCGGCAGAUGACAGCGCAGCACUACGUGACAGAGUUUAACAAGAGACUCUACGAGCAAAAGAUCCCAACGCAGAUAUUCUACAUCCCGUCCACAAUAUUGCUGAUUUUGGAAGGCAGGACUAUAAAGGGGUGCAUCAGUGUGGAGCCUUACAUCCUGGGAGAAUUCGUCAAGUUAUCAAAUAACACCAAAGUCGUCAAGACCGAGUACAAAGCUACAGAAUACGGCUUGGCCUACGGCCAUUUUUCUUACGAGUUUUCUAACCACAGACAUGUUGUGGUUGAUUUACAAGGUUGGGUGACUGGUAAUGGAAAAGGCCUCAUCUAUCUCACAGAUCCUCAGAUUCACUCUGUAGAUCAGAGAGACGUCACUACAAACUUUGGAAAGCGGGGCAUAUUUUACUUCUUUAAUAACCAACAUGCAAGCUGUAAUGAAAUAUGCCAUCGUCUUUCUCUGACGAGACCUUCACUAGAGCAAACAAGUAAGAUAUAGGCAGUGGGUUGGGAGCCUAGCAUCAAAUCUGCCUCCUUCCAGGAAUACAAAGCGAGGCAAGUGUUGACGUAUUGAUCAGUUGGGCCAAUGGAUGAUUCCAGCUAUUGACUUAUGAGAGGAAUACACAAGUGUUGAUUUCAGGCCUACACUUGCUUGCCAGGACAAGAUCCUGUAGACCUGUUCCCUCUGACACAGGGGCAUGUCUGGAGGCUGUCCUAGGCCUCACAGUUGUAUAUGAUGUUCAGGGUCCUGAGUUGCAUGAGGACAACAUGGAAAAGGUCUCCAACCAACCCACAAUGGAUGCAAACUUGAGCUGGAAACAAACUGCUGUCAUUAAGCCAUUGUGAUUUCUGUUUGUUUUGUUGUUGCUUUGUGGGUUGGUUCUGGUUGGGUUGGGUUUUUGGUCUGUUUGGAGAGUUUUGUUUUUUUUUUUUAAUCUGUUAAAACUGAUACUGUUGCUGCUUUCUUAUUAACCAAAGAGUUCUUUGUAAAUUUAAAACAUCCAGGCUCCUGAAAAGAUUUCAAUUGUCGUUUCCCUUUUAAUAUUUGCCAUUUUGUAAAACUGUUGUCCAUACAGACUGUUCUUUUGACUGAGAUGACUUCUUCACCUUUAUUUCAUGCUUGUGUGUGAUACCAGAUAUUUCUGUGUUCUGGGUUUCUUUCUGGUUCUCCCAUGUUUUCUUCUAGUAUUUCUAUCUAUGAAAGGUGCGAUGGAAGAGUGGUCACAUACCACAGGGUCACCACAGCCUAUUGCUUUCCCCAUACAUCUUCUUCACACAAGAUUGGUAAUUCCUUCUGCUGAAAGAAUUGUAUUAAUGCUCAGUGGUACCACCACAUUUAAGGUGUGUCGCCUCACCUGGGUUAACACAAUGUAGGAAUUCCCUCAUAUACAGGCUUGGAGCUUUGUCUCCUAGAUAUUUCUAUGUCUUGUCAAACUGACUAUCAAUACCCACCAUCACGUACUGUGCUAAGGAAGUCCAGGAUAAGGGGUGGUCAUCAAGGGUUGCAAUGGAGUUUGUGUAGAAGGAUGGACAGAGAAUUGUAUAUCCUAGAAUGAAGACGAAGCAGAGGAAGCAAGAGUGACAGACUGGAGGGAUGUGACAGCCAAAAAUGCCGAGGAAGGGAGAGUGAACAAGUGGAAAAAGGAAAAUGGACAGCCACUAAGAAAAGAGAAGCAUUGGAUGACAUCACAGGGCAGGGAGGGUGAGAAGGUCGCACACCAAAACUACAACCCUUAUUGGAACAGAAAAACAGCUGCCAGCAGAAUGGGCAGGGCCCCAGGGCUGGAAGUGCUCCCAAGGGCUCUGAGUAUAUCACUUUCUAGGAUCCCGGGGCCCCACUCCUUCCUCACUGGGCCUGGGCCAGGUUAUCUUCCCUUGCAUGAGAAGACUUUGCAUCAGCUGCAACGCCUUGGGUCCUGAGGGGUGUACAUGUGGAGAGCAGCUCUGGGAGCACCAAGCAGCCCCUUUCAAUUUACAAUUGAAUUCCUCUAAGCCCUUUCUCAAGAGCAACCUCCCAUCCCAUCCAUUUUAUUGCUGGAUAAUAUUCCAAACUUCUAAAAUCAAUGUCUUCACUAAAAGUGUGACUAUAACUCCGGCCUGAAAUAGCAUUCUGAGGACAUUUAGGACCUUUGAAUACAGACUGAGCUUUAGAUGAAGUCACCAAGUCAUGAAGUCCAAGCCAAGGAGAGCGAAACAGUGAGGGAGGGCACAGAGCAUCAUCUUUCCCUUGCAUCUGCGCGGAGCCGGAUGAGGGCACAUGGGUUAGAUUAUAACACUCCGUGUACUUCCUCACAGAUUCCUAAUUUCCAUACUUUUUCAUAAAUGUGAGGUAAUUGAAAGGAGUGCCAAAUCAAAUGAAGAGCGAACAGAGAGAGAUGAGGGUGAUCAAGAUUUUUGGCAAACUAAUCAAAAAGAAGUACAAGAAAGAGUAGCCAACGGCGUAAAAUCCUACAGAAAAAAAAAUCAAGAAAAAAUACAAUAUGUACUUACUUAAUGAGGGAGUGGGGACAGUACGAAGUGAUUGUGACAACAAGAAAGGCCAUUAACUGACAGAGAGGUGUUAAAUAUCAUAGAACUGAGGUCAGUAAUCCUGAGUCCAUGCCCAUGAGUCAAACCUACUGUGAAAGUCAUUGGUCGUUAGAACAGUUUUUUUCAAUGCUAUUCUCUCUGAAGAGGUGGAGAAGAACUGCUGACCUGUGAACUCAGAUUCACCCUCAAACCCCCCAAAUCAGGGGAAAGUGUAGGCCAAGGAAAUCUACUUACCCUGCCUGUGGGAUCUGGGCCUGGUUAAAAGUGUACUUGACUUAGCAAACCUCCAUAUGAACAGCUCCUUCUAGAAUAAAAUGUGCUACUUUCUCCUCUGGUUUCCAAAUCCCUUGUCUGUAGGCCAGCAGAGCCAUCAGAUGAUGGUGGUACCCAGAAAUCCCUCAAUCAGCAUCCUGGGGACUCAUUCUGGGAAGCAGGUGGAUCCUCUGUUCAGGGUGCAUAGCCAGGGACCAUGCUGAUGUGGGCCAGUCCUAUCCCAAUCCACUGCAGCUCCACUUCCUGUUCCCCUCUUGCUGGGACCAGCAUGGGUGUUUGUUGUACUCAAGCUAUGCCCUUCUCUGAGUCACUCCAUAUUUUGUAAAACCAUGAUUUUUCAUUUUUCAGGCUUGCUCAGAUAGAUUCUGUCUUAGAAACAACCUUUGGCUCCAGGUCAAGGUAGGGGGAUGACCACGUCCCUGGGCAGAUAAGUAAACACCAUCUGUCUGGCACCACCCACACAGCACAGGCUAAUAAAUGGCAUUCCUUGGAGUAGACAGGGUGAAUUUACUGGGAUGAAUUGAGGCUGUACGGGCACACAGGUGUAAUUAAAAUCAUACCAGGAAAACAAAAUGUUCUAGGCACUUCUCUGUUGCUGUGUUAAAACACCACAGCCGAGGCAACUUAGAGAAGUUUAUUUGGGCUUAUGGUUGUGGAAGGAUAAGAGUCUAUGAUGGUGGAAUAUGUCAAAAAGCAGCCAAGCAUGAAGCAGACAACUGAGAACUCCAACUGGGUAGUGGUGGUGCAAAGCUUUGAUCCCUGAACUCAGGAGGCAGAGGCCAGUGGAUCUCUGUGAGUUUGAGGCAAGCCUGGUCCACAGAGCAAGUUUCAUGAUAGUCUAUACAAAGAAUCUCUUGUCUCAAAACAACAAGAAAGGAAGAAGGAGAGAGAGAGAGGUAGAGAGAGAGAGAGAGAAGAGAGAAGAAAGAGAAGGAAAGUAACUCACAUUUUGAACCUCAAAACUGAAUCAAAGAAAAUAUACUAGAAAUGACAUGAGGAAUUUAAUCUCAAUACCAAACCUCCAGCAAUAUACUCCCUCCAAAACGUUCGCAUCACCUGACCACCUCCACCUCCACCGCCAAACAGCACCAUUAACUACACCAAGUGUUCAAAUACCCAAACUAUAGGAAUAGUCCCAUUUCAGCCACCACAUCAUACUCAGUGUCCCCGUAGGCUCCUGGUCAUAUAAUACAAAAUGCAUUUCACCAAGCCUCAAAGGUCCUCACAGUCUUUCACAGUGUCUACUGUUUCAAAGUCCAAAGUCGCUUCUAAGACUCAAUAAAAAGCUAAUUACAUACUUCUAAUACAUGAUGGCACAGAAUAUUCAUUACCUUCUCCAAAGAGAGGAAUUGGGGUAGAGUAAGGAAAUACCUAGACCAAAACAAGACAGAAACCAGUAGGGGCAAGCAUUGGAUUCUAUAGUUCCAGAUCUCGUGUCUGAACAUUCAUUUCACAGGGCUUAGAUGUCUCAACCCCUGCAGCUUUGCUGACUUCAUCACUCAUCUCUCUCUUGGGCUGGUUCCACUUCCAGUAAGCUGCCCUCCUUGUCAGAUACCUCACAGCUCUGCCAUCGUCAACACCUUGUGGUCCUUUAGUAGUUUGAAUGAGGAUCGUCUACCAUAGUCUUGAGCAGUUGUACACUGGGUCCCCUGUUGGUGGUACUGUUUGGGAAGGAUUAUGAGGUGUGGCUUUGUUGGGGGAAAGUGUUGUUGGAAGUGGACAUUGAGAGUUUUUAAAAUCUCAUGCCAUUUCAAGUUUUCUGUCUCUGCUUUCAACUUUGUGUUUGAAGAUGUGAGUUCCCACCUUCUGUUCCAGGCAUCGUACCUGCUGUUUGCUACAUGUCUUCCUGCCAUGGCGGAAUCAUCCCUCUGGAACUAUAAGCCCAAAUAAACUGUCUCUUCUAUUAAUAGUGUUGGUCUUGAUGUUUAUCACAAUAAUAAAAAAGUAACCAAUA